This is a messenger RNA of Odontomachus brunneus, 4167 nucleotides long. Its product is annotated as zinc finger protein 2-like. The record is from RefSeq and is a predicted model, not a curated record. Gene Ontology annotation, molecular function: RNA polymerase II cis-regulatory region sequence-specific DNA binding; DNA-binding transcription factor activity, RNA polymerase II-specific. NCBI's taxonomy places the organism in Eukaryota, Metazoa, Arthropoda, Insecta, Hymenoptera, Formicidae. The coding region runs from base 645 to 2861 and encodes 738 amino acids. The transcript has 3 exons. Gene Ontology annotation, biological process: regulation of DNA-templated transcription.
GUCAGAGGCAUUCGCCGCCCGCUCCGAUAUUUUGUCCGGCAUUCGCCUCGCCUUAGCCGAGACUCGGAGCGACCGUCUCUCAGCCGCUCUCGCGAUACAGCGUACUCGCGGACAGCGGAUCCGCCAAGAGGAGCACGUUGCGUGCGUAGAGCGUGCGUAGAGCGUGCGUAGAGCGUGCGUAGAGCGUACGUUGCGUUCGCAACACGCUCCUUAUGAUCCGCGCGAGAUAUUAAUCAUUGUUACAGAGUUUUCUCUCUCUCUUUCUCUCUCUCUCUGUCUCUCACUCUUUUUUUCUGUUUCUCUCUUUCUCUCUCUCUCUCUCUCUCUCUCUCUCUCUCUCUCUCUCUGUCUCUCUCUCUCCGUAUUAUGCCCGUAUAAAAAUUCAGAGUCUGCAAGCACGAAAUUGACCCAGCACCUAAUCAUACACCGCUCUUGGCACUCAGAUAUGAUACUGACGUCGAGCAUUCGCCACCGAGAUACUGGAGUGUGACGGGUACGUUCACUUGGAAGCUCUCAAAAUAUUUCCUACAGAUCAGUUUGUUGUAGUGGAAAGGGUUGGUGCAGAAAAUGCGCUGACGAGUACAGAGCGGUCUGCCAGUAGUGCGUCUAGCCAGGCUAACCCAUCCAUUACAACUCUCACGAAUAUGUGUACCGCUCCCAGCAAUGCAAGCGCAGGAUUUGGUGGAUACGCUUGGUCCUUCAGCGGCCCAGGAACGGAGAGCCGCGAGAAUGCUCAGAACGACCUUACGACUAAUAUCAAUUAUGCUGUCAACAAUAAUCAAGACCAAGGAUCCAGUCAGAAGAUACAGGUUGAUAUCAAGCCAGCCAAGGUCGCCGCAACCACUCAUCGUCGUCCAAUGUUCGCAAUGAAUGACAGCUGUCAGCAGACACCGACUACACAUCAUGGCCAUACCGCUGGAGCACACAAUCAAACCCAUGGCACUCAUGUUCGUACUAAGAAGCAUCACGACGUUUUCUCGUUGCCGUGCGACAAAGGAGGCUGCAAUUGCGACUCGCCACAUCCCACGCCGGCACCCACUUUGUUUCCAAACACCCUGGUCUUUACGACCGACAAGCACGCCAUGAGCAAGCACUUCAUGACACCCCUCGGGCCGUUGCAGCUCACAGCGGAAGAGUGCAAUGAAAUCUUGAUGAAGAGAGCCGCCGCGGCGUCCAAUCAGGCUACUUCGGCGAACAAUGUCACUACGAACCAGACGGACAGCACCGCUCACUUUGGUCAUGUUCUCACUCAUGUGAAUACAACGCAGAUCGAGACCAAGGUGAAACAGCAGCAGGACAUGGGUAGCCAGGUCCGCGUGCCGAAGGAACGGCCGUACUCCUGUACGGAGUGUGGCAAGUCCUUCCUAUUGAAGCAUCAUCUCACGACGCACGCGAGAGUACACACCGGCGAGCGACCUCACAUUUGCGUACAUUGUGGCAAGAGUUUCGCGCACAAACAUUGUCUUCAUACGCAUUUGCUGCUGCACAGCGCCGAGAGGCCGUACCAAUGUCGCGAAUGUAAAAAGUCCUUUACGCUCAAGCAUCAUCUCGUCACGCACACUCGCGUGCACACGCGGGAACGACCGUUUGUCUGUCAGGAGUGUGGUAGAGCGUUUCCUCUCAAGCGUCACUUGGUGACGCACAGUAAGUUCCACUCGGGGGAGAGACCUUACGUUUGCGAGGAAUGUGGCGAGUCUUUCUCCCAAAAGGAUCACCUCACCAUGCAUUCGCGCUUCCACGGCAGCCUACAUCCGUUCGUUUGCCAUGAUUGCGGUGCUACCUUCCAGAGAAAGUUUGAGUUGGUCAAUCACGGCCGUCUACAUGGCAGAAACCCGCAUUCGUGUACUGUUUGUGGAAAGGAAUUUCUGCAAAAGCGAACACUCUUAGCUCAUAUGCGCUUACAUACUGGCGAAACGCCUUUCGCCUGCACCGUUUGUGGAGAAGCAUUCCCUCGGAAAGCAGAUCUGGUCACUCACUCCAAGAUUCACAACAACAAUGCGAAUGCCGAUGAGAAGUCUCUUACAUGCAGAGAAUGCGGACUCGAGUUUUCGAAUCGAGAAGCCCUGACUUUGCACCUGAGGCUACAUUCUGGUGAUCGCACACUCGUGACAGAUCUGUGCGGUCUGGCAGCCGCUUUCCAACAAACCCCAGGACAUUUCCUCACUCCGAAUACUCCAACAACUCAUCAGUAUUUACAGAUGAAUGGUCCGAUCGGGACGCCCGGCGUUAGUCAUAUGCAUGGAGCGACGCAAACGUCACCACCGGUGGGUACAGGGCCGAAACCCAAACCGCACAUCUGUCCGGACUGCGGUCGCGGUUUUGCACAAAAGCAUGGCUUGUCGCAGCAUCAACGACGUCAUACGGACGGCAGCUGCCAUAUAAGGUCUCAUGUAUGUGACAAAUGUGGCAAAGCUUUCUUCCAGAAGAAUCAUUUAUUGCUGCACCAGCGCCAGCAUAUGGACCCGCCACCCAGUAUACUCAGGCAACAGCAGAGACAGGCUGCUCAAGCCGCUGCCCAACAGGCACAACAGCAACAGGCGCAGCAGCAACAAGCACAGCAGCAACAGGCGCAGCAACAGCAAGCGCAGCAGCAGCAAGCGCAGCAACAGCAACAAGUCCAGCAGCAGCAGCAAGUGCAGCAACAAGUGCAACAGCAGCCGCAGCAACAGCAACCGCAACAGCAAUCAUGUACCGUCGAUACGAAAACGAUGCAGCUGCAGGCGAUACAACAGCAGGUACAACAAGUGCAGCAGCAACAGCAGCAACAACAGCAGCAGCAACAACAACAGCAACAACAAACGCAACAACAACAAGCAUGUCCCGUAGACUCUAAAGCAAUACAGCUGAAUGUCACCAUGUGAGACGGCAUAAAGACAGGGGACUGGAGAGUCCCUGCAACAAUAGCACUCCCAAAUGCGCACCCUGCUGCCACCCUCUGCACGCACUUCUCAUGUACUAACAAUACACAUUAGAUAUAUUUAUUAUCUCUAGAUUUGAGUACUAAAUAAUCAAUUUUAUUACAAGAGUAUAUAUAUAUAUAUAUAUAUAAAGUAUACAUAUACUAUAUUCUAAUUAUGUAAGGCUUGUAACAAUAAAGGUAAUCAUAUAUUAGUGUUUUACAUAUACUUUAUAAAUAUACAAAUAUAUAAAUAUAUGAAAAAAAAAUAUAUAUAUAUAUAAAUAUAUAUAUACAUUAUAUAUGUAUAUAUAUAAUACAUAUAUAUAUAUAUAUUUACUUUAGAUAUGUAAAAUGAGACUAAACAAAUUAGUUGCCUUAACAAGAAGAAUUUUAAUGAACAUAUUAACUAUUGUUUUUCUUUCUUUCAUAAUCUUCUCGUUUAUUUUUAUUCGGUAGAACAUCACUUUAUAAGAAAACACAUAUUGAAUAAAUCGAGAUAAAGAAGGAAAAGAAAAAAGACCGCCGUGUAUCGCUGCUUUGUCGUAAUCCUUCUCAAUGUAUUUCAACGCAAGGGUGAUUGAUAAGAACGUAUCGGUGUGUGUGUGUGUGUGAGAACGAUACCGGAAAGGAGAUUCUGCAGAGAGGAUUCGGUGAAGAGGGAGAGGGUGGCAGACAUUGCGCAUUUAUAAAGCAUUUUAAAAGCUUAGAUCUGUUAAAUACAACAUUUUAGCACCACACGUGAUUUAUCUUUGCGUUAAAUGAUACGAGCCAAUCGUUUGUUUAUCAAAUUUUAGAAAUACGUAACAGAGAGAGAGAGAGAGAGAGAGAGAGAGAGAGAGAGACAGAAAAAUCCGGUUUUAUGAAAUCUAAAUAUUAUCAAAUGGAUGUAAAUGUUUUCCGUGGAGAACUAAGGCGAUUUGUAUUGACGAACAUGCACGAACAUGUGUGAAGGGAAUGUUUACGAAAAGAUGUCGCAAAAAUUACAAAACACUCCAUACAACAUAUUCAUCUUUUUAUACGCGCUUAUUUUUUCUUCUCGCAACGUUAGAAUUGUAAAAGCUUGACUCGCACUUAAUCAUCCGUUUGGUCGAAACAUUUUCUUCAUGAUAACAAAGCGUGCGCGUCGCGUUCGUGCAGUUGCGUAAAAUUGCUUAGCGGGCUCUUCUAGUAAAAUAUAAGUUUAAUUUUUGUCAGCAGAAAUGUAUUAGCUAAUAGAAUAGCAGAAAAGCCAGAUGAAAUACGAAUAAAGGUUUCCUACAUAGUUUUAA